GGGAUCGCCCCGCCGCCGACCAGAGCGGCAACCGCGGCCGGGGAGCGGAGCGGGCGCGACGCGGACCUGCCGGAGCCCCUUUCUUCUUCCUCCACCUCCUCCUCCUCCUCGCAGCCCCGCGGCAUGGCCCGGCGCGAAGCGGCGGCCGCCCCCGGCCUCUGCCUCUUGCUCCUGCUGCUGCUCCGCAGCGGGGGGCUCCCCCCCCCCGCCGCCGCGCAGCUCCCGCCGCCGCAGCAGCGCGGGAGCGUGUGGUGCCCCAGCCGCUGCCUCUGCUUCCGCACCACGGUGCGCUGCAUGCAUCUGAUGCUGGAGACCGUCCCCGCCGUGUCCCCCCAGACCACCAUCCUAGACCUGAGAUUUAAUAGGAUUAAAGAAAUCCAGCCUGGAGAGUUUAGACGGCUUAAAAAUCUGAACACACUGCUUCUAAACAACAAUCAAAUCAAAAGAAUACCUAGUGGGGCAUUUGAAGACCUUGAAAAUCUGAAAUAUCUCUAUUUGUACAAGAAUGAAAUCCAGUCAAUUGACAGGCAAGCAUUUAAAGGACUUGCCUCUCUAGAACAACUGUAUCUGCACUUUAACCAAAUAGAAACAUUGGAACCUGAAUCCUUUACCCAUCUUCCAAAACUUGAAAGGCUAUUUUUGCAUAACAACAGAAUAGCUCAUUUGAUUCCUGGAACGUUUAGUCACUUAGAAUCUAUGAAGAGACUGCGUUUGGAUUCAAACGCUCUUCACUGUGACUGUGAAAUCCUGUGGCUGGCGGAGCUGCUGAAGACAUAUGCAGAGUCGGGUAAUGCUCAAGCAGCAGCUACCUGUGAGUAUCCACGAAGGAUCCAGGGAAGAUCAGUGGCCACGAUAACACCAGAAGAACUUAACUGUGAGAGGCCAAGAAUUACAUCAGAGCCUCAGGAUGUGGACGUUACCUCAGGGAAUACAGUGUACUUCACUUGCAGAGCUGAAGGCAAUCCUAAACCAGAAAUUAUCUGGCUUCGAAACAAUAAUGAGCUCAGUAUGAAAGAAGAUUCCCGUCUAAACUUGCUAGAUGAUGGCACGUUAAUGAUUCAGAAUACUCAAGAAACAGACCAAGGCAUUUACCAGUGCAUGGCAAAAAAUGUGGCUGGAGAAGUGAAAACUCAGGAAGUUACUCUUAGAUAUUUUGAGUCACCAGCCCGGCCAAGUUUUGUGAUUCACCCUCAAAAUACCGAAGUGCUAGUUGGAGAGAGCGUUACCCUGGAAUGCAGCGCAACCGGGCACCCUCAGCCGCGAAUUACCUGGACCAAAGGUGACAGAACCCCUUUACCAAGUGACCCUCGUAUCACAAUAACUCCAUCAGGAGGACUUUACAUACAAAAUGUGAAGCAGGAGGACAGUGGCGAGUAUACCUGUUUUGCAACUAACAGCAUAGAUAAUAUCCAUGCGACUGCAUACAUCAUAGUCCAAGCUCUACCUCAGUUUACUGUCACUCCUCAAGACAAAACAGUGAUUGAAGGACAAACUGUUGACUUCCCUUGUGAAGCGCAAGGCUAUCCCCAGCCUGUUAUUGCCUGGACUAAAGGAGGAGGCCAGUUGUCUGUUGACAGAAGACACUUAGUUCUAUCCUCUGGAACCCUAAGGAUUUCUAGGGUUGCUCUGCAUGACCAAGGACAGUAUGAAUGCCAAGCUGUCAACAUUAUCGGAUCUCAACGAAUUGUUGUAUACCUGACUGUACAGCCUAGAGUGACUCCUGUAUUUGCCAGCGUUCCCAGUGACAUGACAGUGGAGGUUGGCACAAAUGUGCAGAUCCCAUGCAGUGCUCAAGGAGAGCCGGAGCCAGUAAUUACAUGGAAUAAGGAUGGAGUACAGGUAACUGAGAGCGGAAAAUUUCAUGUUAGUCCAGAGGGGUUUCUUACCAUUCGCGAUGUUGGAACAGCUGAUGAAGGUCGAUAUGAAUGUGUUGCCCGGAAUACCAUAGGAUACUCCUCUGUUAGUAUGGUGCUUAGUGUUAAUGUUCCUAAUGUCAGCCGAAAUGGAGAUCCUUUUGUACAAACAUCAAUUGUGGAAGCAAUUGCUACUGUUGACAGAGCAAUAAAUUCAACACGUACACAUCUGUUUGACAGUCGUCCUCGUUCUCCAAAUGAUUUGCUAGCCUUAUUUCGAUACCCAAGGGAUCCAUACACUGUUGAGCAAGCAAGAGCUGGGGAAAUAUUUGAAAGGACAUUACAGCUUAUUCAAGAUCAUGUACAAGAUGGUUUAAUGGUUGACCUGAAUGGAACAAGUUAUCAUUAUAAUGACCUUGUAUCCCCACAGUACCUGAAUCUGAUAGCUAAUCUCUCAGGUUGUACAGCCCAUCGACGAGUGAACAAUUGCUCAGAUAUGUGCUUCCACCAGAAGUACAGGACACACGAUGGAACCUGCAACAAUCUUCAGCAUCCCAUGUGGGGCGCUUCUCUGACAGCCUUUGAACGUCUGUUAAAGUCAGUCUAUGAAAAUGGAUUUAAUUUGCCUCGGGGAAUUGAACCCAAGAGGCUCUCUAAUGGCUAUGCACUCCCAAUGCCUCGCUUGGUUUCAACUACUCUGAUCGGAACAGAAACAAUAACUCCUGAUGACCAAUACACUCACAUGCUUAUGCAGUGGGGACAGUUUCUUGACCAUGACCUUGACCUCACAGUGGCUGCCCUAAGUGAGGCCAGGUUUUCGGAUGGUCAGCAUUGCAGUUCAGUUUGUACAAAUGAUCCUCCAUGCUUUUCAAUCAUGAUACCACCAAAUGAUCCCAGAGUUCGAAAUGGUGCACGCUGCAUGUUUUUCGUGCGCUCCAGUCCGGUUUGUGGAAGUGGCAUGACAUCUCUCCUGAUGAAUUCUGUGUACCCACGAGAACAGAUCAACCAGCUGACUUCAUACAUCGAUGCAUCCAAUGUGUAUGGCAGUUCGGACCAUGAAGCACUAGAAAUCAGAGACUUAGCGAGUCAAAGGGGUCUUCUGAGACAGGGAAUUGUACAGAGAUCUGGCAAGCCCCUUCUUCCAUUCGCUACUGGCCCACCAACAGAAUGUAUGAGAGAUGAAAAUGAGAGCCCCAUUCCCUGCUUUUUAGCUGGUGAUCAGCGUUCUAAUGAACAGCUGGGUCUUACCAGCAUCCACACAUUGUGGUUUAGAGAACACAACAGAAUUGCCACAGAGCUACUGAAACUCAAUCCACACUGGGAUGGUGACACAAUAUAUCAUGAAACACGCAAAAUUGUUGGUGCAGAAAUGCAACACAUAACAUUUAGCCACUGGCUACCUAAGAUCUUUGGAGAGGUAGGCAUGAAGAUGCUUGGCGAAUAUAAGGGUUAUGAUCCCAGUGUUAAUUCUGGCAUAACUAAUGAGUUUGCAACUGCCGCUUUUAGGUUUGGUCACACACUCAUUAAUCCUUUUCUGUAUCGACUGGAUGAAAACUUUGAACCUAUUCCACAAGGCCAUCUACCUCUUCAUAAGGCAUUCUUCUCUCCAUUUCGGAUUGUAAAUGAAGGAGGCAUUGAUCCACUUCUAAGGGGAUUGUUUGGUGUUGCUGGUAAGAUGCGUGUCCCAUCACAAUUACUCAAUACAGAAUUAACAGAGAGACUCUUCUCCAUGGCACGUACUGUGGCUUUAGAUCUGGCAGCUAUGAAUAUUCAGAGAGGCAGAGAUCAUGGAAUUCCUCCCUACCAUGAUUUUAGAGUUUACUGUAAUCUUUCUUCAGCUCAGACUUUUGAAGAUCUGAAAAAUGAAAUUAAGAAUCCUGAAAUCAGGGAGAAACUUAGCAGGUUGUAUGGUUCCCCACUGAACAUAGACCUAUUUCCUGCUCUAAUGGUAGAAGAUUUAGUUCCAGGGAGCCGACUGGGGCCGACUUUGAUGUGUCUGCUAAGCACACAGUUUAGGCGUAUUCGGAAUGGAGACAGGUUAUGGUAUGAGAACCCAGGUGUGUUCACUCCAGCUCAGCUCACUCAGAUCAAGCAGACAUCUCUUGCCAGAGUUUUGUGUGACAAUGGUGACAACAUAACCAGGGUACAACAUGAUGUCUUUAAGGUAGCUGAAUUCCCACAUGGAUAUAGUACCUGUGAAGAUAUACCUAAACUGGACCUCAGGAUGUGGCAAGAUUGCUGUGAAGACUGUAGAACUAGAGGACAAUUUAAUGCAUUUUCAUAUCACUUUCGGGGAAGACGUUCUCUUGAUUACAGCUUUCAGGAGGACAAGCCCUUAAAGAAAAUUAAAAUGUCCAAAACAGUAAGUUCUGUGAAACAGAAUAAAUAUUUUCAUAAUGCUACAUCAGCAUCUAAUGAAAAUACAAACAUGCCCGCAGUGAAUGACUUCAAAGAAUUUGUUUUGGAAAUGCAAAAAACUAUUUCAAGCCUCAGAAACCAGAUAAAAAAACUUGAAUCACGCCUCAGUAAAACUGAUUGCACUGAUGAAAAGGGCAAAUCAUAUUCCAGUAAUGAAACCUGGAAAAGGGACCCUUGUACUGUGUGUGAAUGCAAAGUUGGUCAGAUUACCUGUUUUGUAGAAUCAUGUCCACCGGCUGACUGCGAAGAACCUAUGAAGGUUAAAGGAGAUUGCUGUCCAGUCUGCUUAAAACAAAAUAUUAAUAAAAAGAAGCCAUAAGUCUGCUUUUUAAGAAUUUAAGGUGCAUACUCCUCAGAUCAUAUCAAUGCCUGCUGAUGGCAAAACCAGGUAACUACAGUCUUAAUAACAACAGCAAGAAAUCAAGAUUUACAAUAUUCUAAUGGUGCUGUAACAGUGUAAUAUAAUGUAUCAUUUUAUUUUCUGCCCAUUAAGGUAAUCACAAUGCAAAAAUUAAUGAAAGGGAAAUUAACAAACAGGUCAAAGUUAAUUGUGUGUUAAACUUCUCAGGUUAGACAAACUCAAACUGGUGCUACUUCAAAAGAACACUGUCAGGUAGUUUUAAGUACUGAAAAUGACUGGGCUUAAAACUUACUCUAAAAUGAACACUUUGUUUUCUAACUUUAAUUAGCAACUUUAAAAGUUUACUAUCCCUUCUCAGUACCAGUCUGACAUGAUAUUUAGGUCUUUGUUAUUAUUUAGUAAAUGCAGGGAAAAGGAAAACACAAGGUCACUGUGGCCAAAGCAAUGCCAUAGAGGUCCACUUUCUGUAAACACCUAUGCAUGGUAAUUCUGUUGAUUCACACUAUAAUUUCUAUGUCUGAACCAACAAGGAAAUAAAAAAAAAAAAAAACCUACAUGACUCCUUUCAACAUCCUUUCAUUAAUUCAAGGAGCAAAAUUAAUCAAAAUUUUCAAAGUAAAAAAGCUAAAAUUAGUAAGAAAAUGUAAAUGUAAUUGGAAGAUACAAAAAGCAACUGAAUGUAUAUUACAGAUGUAAUUGACAGUGUUCCUCAUUCUAGGAAAGCAUACAUGACAAAGUAGCCUUUGAUCUUAAAAUUAAUAUAAUCCUUUUUGUCAAAACAUAUGUAAUUGCUUGGCAACUCUUGUUUUUUUUUUUCAUUUAUUUCAAAUCAUUGUAACAUGAACAUCCAGUCCAGUCUUAAAGCAUGCUUCUCUUGAUCUCAGAUCAGCUCACUUAUUUGUGUGGCCCUGUUUUCAAAAUGUGAAAAGAUGUCACAUGCCAUUUUGUAUACAAAGAUUCCUACUGAUUCAUUGUGCAUAUUGUCAAUAGACAUAUGUUCCUGAUUAUAUGGUGGCACUGUUUUUUGAAAAAAAGAGCAAUCAAAAUCAAGCAUCAUGAUUAAUUGUGGAUUGACUACUUUUUCUGACAAGGUAUUUGAUUUUUUUAGUUUUUUUUUCCAGUUUCAUCUAAUGCAUAUAUAUUUUUACCUCAAUAUUUUUAUCAUUCAUGUUAAAAAUGGUCUACCAACGGACUUUAUUUCCCAUUUAAUAAAUGUUUAAUGUUAUAGAGUAUAUGUCUACACUAGCAUUUCAAAGUUGUGUACUUUUUAGAAUACAAACUGCAUAUUUUUGACCAGGAAUUAUAUAUUAUAUUCAGUGAAGAACAACUAUCAUACCUCAUUUUACAGCUUUUUUUGUGUUUAUUCAGAAUUGAUUCUUUCCCUGAAUACUUAAGUUAAAGUUUAUGACUCUGUCCUAAAGUCCUAAGUCAGGUCUAACUAGAACCAGAGUUCUUUAGUUACAUAGUUCACUGACUUCCAAGUUUAUUGUUCAUAUUUAGGAAAUAGAGAUUUGGGAAUCAAAGAAAUCUGCACAAAAUUGAACAUUCUCAUCUUAAACAUUUCAGAUUAUGCAAACAGACUGAAUAUUUAAUUAUUACAUGGUAGAUCAAAUACCUGUCUAAUAACUAACCUAGCACAGCAAUAUGAGUUCCACUAUAAUAUUUUGGCACAUAAUUUAUCUGAUUACUAACAUUAAUAAUUUCUAAUUUGAUAAACUGAUACUGUGACACACAUUCAAACUUUGGUGUAUCUUUAAAGCUUACUACAGAAACUUGUUUCAUACUAUGGUAGGAGCAAUAUGUACAUGUGAGUGGUGUGUUAAAAGUGUGUGGUAGAGGUACACAUGGAACUACAGUUUAUAUUUUUAAGAAUAUUUUAAUUGAUUUUAUAUACAGUGUUUUGACUUAUGUAAUUUUCUAUGUUAAUACUUGUAGAAAUUGUGUGUGGCGAGCAUGUUUGAGUAUCAUAUGGUUCCUAGAGGUUGUCAUUCCUGUAUUUCUUUGAUACUCUGGUAUUUUGUUGACUUUUGUUGAGAGUCCAAACCACAUGUCUCGUCCUGUAAUUCCAACUCAGAUGGAACUCCCACUGACCUAUAGCAGGAAUUCCUCAAAGAAGAAGGACUGCAGAGCUAAACCAAAUAUUAUUUAACUGUCCAAACAGUUAAAUAAGGCAGUAAUACAUCCAGCUGGUUACUACUUGCAUUCUUUUAUUCCAAUUUUAUAUUAAAUAAACUUUCUCAAGAUUUCCGCUUAUAGGAGAAGAGAGUUUCCAUUUAUACAUUAUUAAAUAGUACCUUAUAUCUGAUUGUUCCUUUUCUCCAGCCUCCAGAGUAAAGUGGGAGGUUUUCUUUGUUGUUCACUGUUUAUUCAUAUGGUAUAUAAAACGGGCCUAGGAGUCUGGAUAUGCUUAAACAAGUGUAAUAUUGAGUUAUUUUUCUCCAUCCAUCUGCUUAUAAACCAUUCAGGAAAAACAGAUCUUUAUCCACAGUUUAAAAUGUAAUCAGUCAUGGCUUGUACUAACUCAGUUUUAUUGCAGUGUCUGCAGAAUCAGCAUUGAUUUUAACAUUUCUGAAACAGUGGCCAAUGGCUAGAUGACCAUUUCCUCAGUAUCCACUGUGAGAAUAUUGCUGUAAUAUGUUGCAAAUUUUACAUAUUUAUUUUCUUUUUUAAUGUUACCUAAAACAAAGUCUUUGUUGUUUUUAUUUUAAUCAGUAAAUUUACCAAAGAACUGUUUGCACUGUAUAAUGAAUGCUUUUCAGUUAAAAUAAAAUGGGCCACAUUUCCAAGUAAA
Molecule: messenger RNA, 7423 nt
Organism: Tyto alba (common barn owl)
Lineage: Eukaryota; Metazoa; Chordata; Aves; Strigiformes; Tytonidae
Gene: PXDN
Product: peroxidasin
Exons: 23
Coding region: 124-4590 (1488 amino acids)
Biological process (GO): response to oxidative stress
Molecular function (GO): peroxidase activity; protein binding; heme binding
Source: RefSeq, a predicted model, not a curated record